AUGGAUCUUCGGGGUGUUGUUGUGUUGUUUCUGUAUCUAGUUCCCCUGUUUCUACUGUCUGAUCUGUCUAUUUCGGCUGCCCAAUUCUCUGGAUUGCGCAAGGGGGGGAAGCAUACUGAUGGGUCGGUGCUGAAAUUGAAAACGGAUGCGUCCCCAAUUACUGUUGAUCCAACCCGGGUCACCCAAAUUUCUUGGCGGCCCAGGGCUUUUAUAUACAGAAAGUUCUUGACAAGUGAGGAGUGUGAUCAUCUUAUUACCCUGGCCAAGGAUAAGCUGGAGAAAUCAAUGGUGGCUGACAAUGAAUCUGGUAAGAGCAUAGAGAGUGAAGUUCGGACGAGUUCAGGAAUGUUCCUGAGAAAACAUCAGGAUGAAGUUGUUGCUGGUAUUGAGGAGAGGAUUGCUGCUUGGACAUUUCUUCCUGUUGAGAAUGGGGAGGCUAUGCAAAUACUGCAUUAUGAGCAUGGGCAAAAGUAUGAGCCGCAUUUUGAUUAUUUCCAUGACAAGGAAAAUCAGAAAUUGGGUGGUCAUAGAGUAGCUACUGUGCUUAUGUAUUUAUCAGAUGUCGGUGAGGGUGGAGAAACAGUUUUCCCCAAUUCAGAGCAAAAAGAUACCCAGCCAAAGGGUGACGACUGGUCUGACUGUGCUAAAAAUGGCUAUGCUGUAAAACCCAAUAAGGGUGACGCGUUGCUGUUUUUCAGUCUACAUCCUGAUGCAACAACCGACCCUUUGAGCUUGCAUGGAAGUUGUCCUGUAAUCCAAGGAGAGAAAUGGUCUGCCACAAAAUGGAUUCAUGUGAGCAAUUUCGACAGACCUGCUGAUGAAUGUGUUGAUAAGAACCCAAAUUGCGCCCAGUGGGCUACAGCAGGUGAAUGUGUUAAGAAUCCCACAUAUAUGGUGGGUUCAGAUGAAACUGUUGGUUAUUGCAGGAAGAGCUGCAAGGCUUGCUGA
Oldenlandia corymbosa var. corymbosa is the source of this 948-nucleotide messenger RNA. The record is from the annotation of a GenBank genome assembly. NCBI's taxonomy places the organism in Eukaryota, Viridiplantae, Streptophyta, Magnoliopsida, Gentianales, Rubiaceae.